This is a messenger RNA of Pelagomonas calceolata, 2074 nucleotides long. The record is from the annotation of a GenBank genome assembly. Lineage: Eukaryota; Pelagophyceae; Pelagomonadales; Pelagomonadaceae.
AAAAAAUCAGCCGGCAUUUGCGAGGCGCAAUUGCACUGCAUUCACGCACGCCUCGCCACAGCAAGAAGUAAUGCAUUAAAUCUACAGUAGUCAUCGGCGGGGCAGCCCUCGCGGCGAAAAAGGCAGCAAUGCUGCGGGUCUGCACCAUCCUCACACUGCUGCGGGCCGCCGCCGGCGACCCCACGUCCGAAGCGGAGGCGCAGGCCCUCGUGAAGCUCACGCACUUGUUUAAGAAAGACCCCGCCGCCGCGGAGCAGCUGGUGCAGGCGGCCAAGCGUAGCGCGCCGGCGCCGGCCUCACCGACACCAUACGAGGAACUGCUGGCUUCGGUCAAGAGUACCGCGGCGUCCCCACCACCGCCGGCGGCGCAACCGGGAGCCUUCACCUGGGCCACGGCGCAACAAAAUAUGAGAAGCUGCAUGAACGGGACGACUCCAGUACCGAGACAGGACCGCUACGCCUACUGGCGGAGCACGUCGGCUCUGGGGAAUGCCCUGAACGGCUGGAUGCACGUCUUCUUGUAUGCGCUAGCUUCGGGCCGGCAGCUCGUGGCGGGCGACGGUUUGGCCGUCGAGCUUUUGUGCGGCACACACGGCGCGUUCAUUUGUGGAAUACCGUACCGAAGCAGGUCCUGGCUCAAGCAGCAGUCGUCGCGCGGCGUCGACGCGGGCUGGACGGACUCCGACCACGCCGUCCAUACCGCCGACCUCAUGUGGUUUAAAUAUUCUGGUGUUUCUACGGCUAUCAUGAGGGGCGCGCAGGGCGUCAAAUCCCGGAGGAGGUGGCUUCUAAGGUGCUACGCCGAGGCUUUACGAUGCCCAGAAGGUGGGGAGCGCUUGUCUGGUGGCCGGGAGGAGUGUUUGAUGGCGCGCGCGAUGCAGUUACUCUUGCCCGGGAGUCGCCUAAGGCCGGAGUUCGUCCAUGCUGCGUUAGUGGAAGCUAAAAGAAGGUGGCUCGGUUCCAUUGAAGAGUUCGAGCGAGUCGUAGCGACGAGACGAGAUGUGAUCGGCGACCACAUUUUUUACGACCCACCCUUGCAAGGUGACGCCACGACGAGGUGGGAGGGCGCGCUGCACGUGCGAGGCAUGCCCAACGCGUUGGAAGGAGGCCACGACGGCGGCACCUUCCGGCAGUUCCACGCGAACCUCGCGAACGGCUCGGCGUCGAACACGUGGCCCUGCGUCGCGCAGCGGGCGCGGGCCUUCGACAAGCAACAUACCAUACAGGAUGCGCCGCGGUCGUUUUACCUCGCGACGGACAUGAAAGGACUAUGUCGCGACGCGAAGCGCGCCCUGGAACGGCACGACUCGUCGCUGACGAUCGUUUGUUUAGAUGCAGCUCCGGUCCACCUGACGAAGUCGAAACACGCGCCCGUGUCCGUCGAUUCCGACGACGGGUUGGACGGGCACCAGGCCGUGGUGCUGGACUGGUACCUGUUGACGCGGUCGCGGUGGCUGGCGCCCAUCGUCCGGAAAGGUACAAGGUGCCACGGGCCGGGGCGGGGGGCCUCUACGACGGGCCGCCUCUACGACGUGGGCCAGCCCGGCCAAAGUUUUUUCGGGUGGGCCUUGGCGGCGGCGGGGCUCGGACCGGCGCCGCCCAAACAAUUGCCGUGCAACUGCGGUCUUGAUAGGAGGCGCGUGUCCGUGUUUGGGCGGCCGCGCUGGACGCCCGUGCCGGUGGCGGGCUCCGAUGCUCCGGCCGCGACCGCCGCGUCAGUGAACGCGGGAACUCCGGCAGGCAACGCCAUCGACGGCGCCAUCGGCCAGGCCCUCGUCGCCGGCGCCGACGCGGUGACGGACCGCGCCGUCGACGCGGCCCUGCGCGAGGGGGCGGCGGCCGCGAAGAGCGUGCGCGAGGCGGGGCAGGCGGCCUGGCAGCAGGUGCCCGUGGGGCCGGCUCCGGACAUCGACCUCGCGAGGGUCGUGGAGCGCAUGGCCGCCGACGGGUUUGUGAAGUACCGCGACGGGGAAGGCUCGUACUACUCGAAGCCCGGCGAUGCGACGCAGUACCGGUCGCGGGCGGAGGUCGCGCGGCGCUUCUAUCUCGAUGGAGAGUGAAUAAUUUGUAAACA